Molecule: messenger RNA, 1981 nt
Organism: Cinclus cinclus
Lineage: Eukaryota; Metazoa; Chordata; Aves; Passeriformes; Cinclidae
Gene: EFCAB7
Product: EF-hand calcium binding domain 7
Exons: 14
Coding region: 77-1948 (623 amino acids)
Molecular function (GO): calcium ion binding
Source: RefSeq, a predicted model, not a curated record
GGUGGACGAGUCUGGAGCGGGGCAGAGCUUCCCUGUGGAAUGUAGGUUCUGUGUGAAUGAGCCUCGGACAUGAAGGAUGGCCAGCACUCCUGGGAAUCAGAAAGCCACACACUUGGAAAAUUCCCAAGGGAAGAAGUCCCAGCAUGCAGAAGAAGCCAUCUUUUACAUGAACUGCAGAGCAGCUUAUCUGACUGUCUUAAAAAGCAGCUUAGAAAACAUUAAAUCAAAAGAACAACUCAGUUUAGUACUUCAACAGGCUGGAAGAAAUCCUUCUCAGAAGACCAUUAACAAAUACUGGACUUCACAAACAACUUCACUGAAUUUUGAUGAUUUUUGUGCCAUUUUAAAAAAAGAAAAGCCAGCUACAAAAAAUGAACUUCUGGAGGCAUUUGGAAAACUAGACACAAAUAAGGCUGGAUAUAUUUUACAUGAUGAACUUUGUAAAAUUCUUACAACAAGAGGUGAUAAAAUGACCUGGGAGGAAGUGACCAGCAUUAUUAAACAAGCUGAUUUCAACUGCAGUGGCAAGCUUGACUACAACAAGUUCUGUAAGCUGUACCUGACCACCAGUGAGCAGUGCUGCAAAGCUGCAAGGGACAGGCUGGAAAUGGAUCCCAAAUUGAGGCAGCAGCACUUUGGGAAUCAAACUGAAAAUUUCUCUGAAGGGAUCUCACUGCCAGGGUCAAAACCAUCCCCAAGGGUCUCCAGGAAAACUGAUCACAAACUGCCUAAAGCUGACAGCAGAGCUCCUUCAAGACCUUCAUCAGCUCAAAGCAACAAAGCUUCCACCUCCAGCACUGUCACUGUGGGUGCCAGCAGCAGCAGGAACACCAAGCUAAUUAUUGAGCCUGACACAAUGAAGGAAUGGCAACGUGCACAAUGCAAAGGCUGCUUCUACCUGGAGGAAGAUGGGGAAAUCAUCAGUCACAAGUACAGGCUGCACUUAGCCCAAAGAUCUGCACUUUGUGUCACCAUCAAACCCUUCCAUAUUCCCCAGGCAGAAGGGAAAUCUUGUCACUGGUUGUCAGUGGACACAGCUUUGUUUAUUCUGAAGGAAAAUGAAACCCAAGAGAAUCUACAGCUUGUGAGCUUUACUGAACUCCAAAACAAAGAGAUGUUUGGCUGGAGAGGGGAGCUUGGAGCUGGGAUUUACUGGCUGCUCCCUUUCACAACUGGCUGCAGGCUGAGAAAGGAAAAAACCCAAAUUUCUGGAGAAGCCAAACUGGUGUGGAGGGAUGAAGAUGGAGAGCUGGCUCUUACCAAAGAAUUCCAAGCUGCUUUGUUGGAUAUAUUUGAAACAAUUGAUUUGGAUGGGAAUGGCCUCCUGAGUCUGGAGGAAUACAACUUCUUUGAGCUGAGGACUAGUGGGGAGAAAUGUGAUCAGGAAGCCUGGGCUGUGUGUAAGGAAAAUUUUGAGAUGAAGAAGAACGAGCUAACAAGACAAGGAUUUCUGGAUUUGAAUCUCAUGGAAGCCAACGACCGGGAUGGGGAUCCUUGGGACCUUUGGGUCACUUUGUUGUCCCUUGGCUACAACAAAGCUUUAGAAAUGACAGAGGCCUGCCCCUUUGUCAUUGACUUGUGUGCAGAGAGGUGCAAGCCCAGAAUUAAAGCCAUUUCUCUGGAGGCAGGGGGCUCCCAGCUCAGCAGGGCUCUCUGCAGGUCUGUGGUUAAUAAAGGAGAGGCCAAAGUUCUGGAUGGCUCUGAGAACAUCUUCAUCUACACCUACAGAUCAGGCAGCAGAAUCACCUCUGUGAUUGAAAAUAAGUCUGAAAACAAAGUGAUAAUUCAUGUCAACAAUGAGCAGAGUAAGAACUGCCUAAACAAUAGGGGACUGACAGUUUUUGCUGUGGAAGUGGCUCCAAAAUCAAUGAUGGUCUCUCAGCACGUGAUGGCCCUGAAUGAGCAGGAAGAGUGGAUUUACAGCUGUGUUCACUCCCUUGUGUGUUAAACCUCCCAGUGCCAAGGCUGGGAGCAGCCAGAC